AUGGCGUCGUCUGUCUCACCCUCUAUCGAGACACCAGACCAGCAAGUGCAGAUCUCAGAGGUCUUUGGUAGUCCUGUUCCCGACUUGCAUUUGACCCUCUGGGACUUGUUCCUCAAUGCUGCCACUCUACACCCGCACCAAGACGCAAUUGUCUCUCUGUGGCAGCCAUGCGAUUCCCCGGAAGAUCCCCCCCGUCAAGCCCCGGAUGGCAGUGAUGUCUCAUACCUGAGAUGGUCCUACUCUCAACUCAGAGACAAGGCAGAGCGUCUUGCAGAGUCUCUUCAGACCUUGGGCUGUCUCCCGGGCAUGCGACUGGCCGUUGUACUAUGUAACUCGGCCGAAUGGGGGCUUUUCUUCUGGGUGGCGGCCAAGCUUCAGAUGGCGUUUGUGCCCAUCGAUGCAACCGUUGUCCAAGACUCCAAGGCUACGAUCAUUUCCGUUCGUCCACAUGUGGUUGUGGUACAAGACGCAAAGAGUGCAACAGCCCUAAAUUUCUCCAAGACAUUUCUCUCUGAGCCAAGUCUUUGCAUCUUAUGUACAGGGGAGAAUGUUGAUGGCUGGGUUAAGCUAUGCCGUGUUUCGACUAUUCAACAUCAAGUCGCCUCGGCUUUCAUCUCCAAUGCUACAGACAGCAUUGAAGAGUAUGAAAACGACGAUCAGGCAGCUUUGAUCGUCUUCACCAGCGGUACGACCGGCGAACCAAAAGGAUGCUGGCACACAACCCGCAACCUUGUGUCCCAAUGCUGCGAUUUUGACCCAGAGGUCAACACCAUGGGACCGCUGAGGUGGCUCGUCCACACACCCGUCUCACACAUCUUUGCCAUCAACAACUCCCUCCGCGCAUGGCGCUGGGGUGGCACGGCCGUGUUCCCCUCGAGGACCUUCAACGUCGAUGCGACCCUCGACGCCCUCGUGCGGGAGCAAUGCUCCGUCAUGUCGGCGACGCCCACGUUGGUCAAGGCUCUGAUGGCGCACCCUUCAUUUCCAGCCGUUGAGAAGCUUGAUCUGAGGAUUGUUACCAUUGGUGGGACCUCUAUUGGACCUGAGGAUAUACGUCUAUGUCGUCAGGGGCUGGGUGCCAAGUGUGCCAUUCAAGUGUAUGGUAUGAGUGAAGGAGCUCCUGUUAUUACAUGGCAGAGAACAGACCCUGAUCUAGUUGAUGGAUGGCAUCCAGGAGUUGGAAAAGUUCUGCCUGGUGCUGCUGUGAGGAUUUGUAGGCCUGGAACAAGGGAGAUACUACCUCGAUUGGAGAUUGGAGAGUUGCACAUUGGCGGGACGUCUGUCAUCACAAAGUACUUGGACAGGGAUAAUGACAGCACAAUGUACAGAGAUGAAACGGGGUCCUGGCUGAUGACGGGAGAUCAAGCACGAAUAGAUGAGAAGGGUGUGAUAUAUAUCCUCGGUCGAUAUAAGGACCUCAUCAUUCGAGGAGGAGAAAACAUCUACCCUGCAAAGAUUGAGCAGAAGCUGCAAGAGAUUGAUGGAAUACAGGUCCAGGUCGUUGGAGUACCCGAUGAUCUUGCUGGUCAAGUACCAGUCGCUAUUGUCGUCUUGCCCGAAGGCAUUACCAAAGCUCAAGUGAGCGAAAAGGCCAGAAGCGCAGAUCCAAGAUACGCUCUGGAUGAAGUCUACACUCUUGAGGAACUUGGUCUCAAGGCAUUCCCGAUAACAGCCCUCGGCAAAGUAAAGAAGCAAGAGUUGAAGAAGAGAGUGUUGGACCUCCGCCAGAAAAGUCAAUCACAGCAACCACAGCCCAGUACCAAAGCACCUUCACAAUCAUUUGUCGACAAGCUCCUCGACAUCUGGGACAAAUUGACAGGCACUCGUCCGACCAUCACCGAGAGCGUCAAGUAUCUGGCCGAUAGCAUCACUCUACUCCGCUACUGUGAUAACGUCCUGCGUGCUUGCGGCCAGCGGCUUUACUUGCAAGACUUUGCAGAGAACGACACAGUUGAGAAGCAAGCGCAUCUUCUCCUAUCUCGAGAAAUGCAGCAGCUCCGUCUUGGUAUCACCUCCAACACUCCAACACCAUCCAAACCCCUCAACCAACCCCAUCUCCCCCCAUCCCCAAGACAAGACCAAACUCUCCCCAAAGACACCAAAAUAUUCACCGCAGCCCGAAAGGCUGUCAUCCACGCUGGCCUCUCAGCCUCGGACAUUGAAGACAUCCUCCCCAUCAGAGACUCUUUACAUCGGACGGCCAUUGGGCCGCGCCCGCAGUCCUACCACAGCCGCAUGGUCUUCCGCGUCGUCGGUAACGUUGCGCAGCAGGAACAGAUUCGGCGCGCUGUCGAGAGGGCGCUGGCUUCGCGACCUAUGCUGAGGACCAUUGUGUUCCCUAGUUCCGACGGGGCACCGUUUCACGCUGUGCUUUCACCUAGUGAUGCGCUGUUUGCGGAGAUUGUUCGUGAGGUUGUUGUCAAUACCGAGGAUGAAGCUUGGAGGCGCUUUAAAGACGACACGGCGCAAGGUCAUUCGUCGCCAUUCAUGUUUCAAGGUGAAUUGAUCAAAGUCAAUUCAGGAGAGAUUUAUCUCUGCUUCACCUUUAACCACUCCGUCAUUGAUGCCCUCUCCCUCACCCAAUGGCAUCACGAGCUGGAUCGUUGGAUCCAAGACAUCAACGUCAGCAUUCCUGCUCUUACUCCCUACCGACUCUUUUCAGACCUUUUCAGUCAGUACGAGGAGAGCGAGCCUGCACGAAAGAGUGUCUCAUUUCACGUCAAGCGACUCCGAGGUAUCUCACGCUUCAAUCGCGCCUUGUGGCCUCCCCAAAGAGCACCUGGCAUGAUGAUAUGCAGCGACGAAGGUGGGCCACAUACGAAAGAACGCUCUCGAAUACGCGACAGAAUAUGGUCCGGCAAAUGGGACACGCGCGCUCACGAGUUCCAGUAUCCUCGCUCUGGUCGUGUCAUUGCUCUGCCGGGCCUGGCCAGCAUGAAGGAGAGGCAUGGCAUACAUCCAUCUCUCUUUGCCAAGAGUGCCAUCAUUCUCUUCAAUGUGUUACAAACUGGCUCAUCUCAUGCUUUGCUCAAUAUCUGGGAAAGCGGACGCUCCUGGCCAUUCGUCCCUAGUUGGAUGGAGAAGCUUCUCCCGCCAGCAAUGAGCAUCGACGGCCCAACUGUUCAGUGGAUAUUGAACAUGGCUGAAGUUGUCCACCAUGAGACAAUAUUAGAGUUUCUACAGAGAAUGGACAUGGAGCAAGAACAGAUCAGGGAACAUGAACAUGCUCCUUGGAACAAGGUUGUUCAAGCUCUGAGAGACGAAGGCGAUGCGGCCGUCGAAGCAUCCUUCAGACAGGCAUUUGUCUGGGAUACUGGUAAGCAGACACUCACCACUUACGAACGCUAUUCUCUAACUGACAUAUUCGACAGCGGAUUCUUUUGGAAUGCCUUCAUGAUUGACUCUGUAAACUUAUAUUUCAUUGCUUCGUGGGACACAGCACAGAUGAAUGCCAUCGAGGUUGAUGGGCACUGCGACUCUUUGUCCGAUGUGAUGCGCAAGUUGGCGGAUGAGCGUAAUUGGGAGAAGAGUGUAGGUGAAGUAUUUUCUAUCUGA
This is a messenger RNA of Fusarium vanettenii 77-13-4, 3555 nucleotides long. RefSeq lists its product as uncharacterized. The record is from RefSeq and is a predicted model, not a curated record. NCBI's taxonomy places the organism in Eukaryota, Fungi, Ascomycota, Sordariomycetes, Hypocreales, Nectriaceae. The coding region runs from base 1 to 3555 and encodes 1184 amino acids. The transcript is spliced from 3 exons.